Molecule: messenger RNA, 450 nt
Organism: Staurois parvus
Lineage: Eukaryota; Metazoa; Chordata; Amphibia; Anura; Ranidae
Source: the annotation of a GenBank genome assembly
AGGUGUCCCCAUCAGGGUGCCUCCUUACAUCAGGUGUCCCCAUCAGGGUGCCUCCUUACAUCAGGUGUCCCCAUCAGAGUGUCUCCUUACAUCAGGUGUCCCCAUCAGAGUGUCUCCUUACAUCAGGUAUCCCCACCAGAGUGCCCCCUUACAUCAGAUAUCCCCAUCAGAGUACCCCCUUACAUCAGGUGUCCCCCUCAGGGUGCCCCCUUACAUCAGGUGUCCCCAUCAGAGUCCACCUUACAUCAAGUAUCCCCAUCGGAUUACCCCCUUACAUCAGGUAUCCCCACUAGAGUGCCCCCUUACAUCAGUGCCCCCUUACAUCAGGUAUCCCCAUCAGAGUGCCCCCUUACAUCAGGUAUCUCCAUCAGAGUGCCCCCUUACAUCAGAUGUCCCUAUCAGAGUGCCCCCUUACAUCAGAUGUCCCUAUCAGAGUGCCUCCCACUAUCA